AUGAAUAGUAAAGAAAUUAGAAUUGUUGCGUUAUUAAUACUUGAUUCAGUAUUUUUUUUACUUGAAGCCAUUAUUGGUUAUACUGUUCAUUCAUUAGCAUUAAUUGCUGAUUCAUUUCAUAUGUUAAAUGAUAUUAUUUCAUUAAUUAUUGCCUUAUGGGCUGUUAGAGUUAAAAAUACUAAACCAGCAGAUGGGAAAUAUACUUAUGGUUGGCAAAGAGCAGAAAUUUUGGGGGCAUUAAUUAAUGCUGUAUUUUUAUUAGCUUUAUGUUUUACAAUUAUAAUGGAUUCUAUACAAAGAUUUUUUGAACCACAAGAAAUAUCUAAUCCUAAAUUAAUUUUAAUAGUGGGGAUUGCAGGAUUAAUUAGUAAUGGAGUAGGAUUAGUUUUAUUCCAUGAACAUGGUCAUUCUCAUUCUCAUGGAACUAAUCAUUCUGGUGAUUCUAAUUCUAAUUCUAAUUCUACAUCUCAUUCUCAUUCUCAUGGUGAAGUUGCUACUACUUUUACACAAGGUGAUGAAGAAGAACAUAUUGGUACUGGUAGCGGUGAUGAAAAUGAACAUACACCAUUAUUAUAUAAUAUUACUCAUACAACUAUGAAAUCAACUCCAUCAGAAGUAUUUGAUUAUUUACCAGAUAAUGUAGUUGAAAGAUAUUCUAAUUAUCAAUCAUCUUUUGUUGGACAACAACAACAACAACAACAACAACAAGAACAAACUCCAACAAACAUUGAAAAUGGACAAUCAUUAUUAAAUGGCAAUUCAACUACAACUAAUUAUUCUGCUUCUGCUUCUUCUUCUUCUGAUAAUACUAAUAAUACUAAUAAUACUAUGGUUAAUAAUACAUCAGAACCAACAAGAAACAAAUCUCAAUCGAAAUUACAAAAAUUUAAACAAAAAUCAAUGAAUAUGGAAGGAGUUUUUUUACAUGUAUUAGGAGAUGCUUUAGGUAAUAUUGGAGUUAUAAUUACAGCAUUAAUAAUUUGGAAAACUAAUUAUUCUUGGAGAUUUUUAUCUGAUCCAAUAACUUCAUUAUUUAUUACUUUAAUUAUUUUAAAUUCUGCUUUACCUUUAGUUGGUAAAGCUCUGAGAAUUUUAUUACAAAGUGCUCCACCUUAUAUUGAUUCAAAUUUAAUUGUUAAUCAAAUUAAACAAUUACCAUUAAUUAAAAAUAUUCAUGAUUUUCAUGUAUGGAAUUUAAAUGAAGAUAUUUUAAUUGCUAGUUUACAUAUUGAAUUAAAUCCAAAUUGUGAAGUCAAUUUACCAUUAAAAAAUGGUAGUAGUGAUAAUAAUAAUAAUAAUAAUAAUAAUAACAAUAGCAAUAAUGAUAAUAAUAAUAAUAUCCAAACUGAUUCACCAUCAGAAUCAAUAGUUGAAAAUGAUCAAGAUUUAGAAAUUCCUUCACAAAUUGAUAGGAAAUUAUUUUUAGCAGCUGUUAGUCAAGUUAGAGAAGUUUUACAUAUUUAUGGUAUUAAUUCAGUUACUAUUCAACCUGAAUUUCUGAAUAGUAAAAAAAUUUGUCGUCUGAUUUUUUGA
Molecule: messenger RNA, 1533 nt
Organism: Candida dubliniensis CD36
Lineage: Eukaryota; Fungi; Ascomycota; Pichiomycetes; Serinales; Debaryomycetaceae
Product: Zn(2+) transporter
Exons: 1
Coding region: 1-1533 (510 amino acids)
Biological process (GO): intracellular zinc ion homeostasis; zinc ion transmembrane transport
Cellular component (GO): fungal-type vacuole membrane
Molecular function (GO): zinc ion transmembrane transporter activity
Source: RefSeq, a predicted model, not a curated record